Messenger RNA from Lasiosphaeria miniovina, 486 nucleotides. RefSeq lists its product as uncharacterized. The record is from RefSeq and is a predicted model, not a curated record. The transcript is spliced from 2 exons. The coding region runs from base 1 to 486 and encodes 161 amino acids. Lineage: Eukaryota; Fungi; Ascomycota; Sordariomycetes; Sordariales; Lasiosphaeriaceae.
AUGCAUCUGUUAUCCAUUCUCACGCUCGCGAGCGCACUCGUCAGGCCUGUGCUUGGCGCCGGCUCGGCUACCCCGGCGCCACCCGGCGUGCAGUAUCUGUUCAGCGCCAACGUCACGGUCGGCCUUUCAGUGGACGUGGGCGCCAUUCCAGCGGGCAACGUCACGGUGAUUCCCGUGAUCGGGGGCGCCGUGUUAGGGCCGAAUAUUGCUGGCAAAAUGCUGGCCCUCGGCGAAGACUGGAACAUACAAACCAGCAACGGCUACGCGCUGUCAGACACACGCGCGCACAUCCGCGCCAUGGACAACUCCAACAUCUACGUGCAAAUGUCGGGCAUCACGCGCGAGGCCAACGGGAACGUCUUCGUGCGCGCGUCGUUCCAGACGGGCUCCAAGGGCUUUUGGUGGAUGAACUACGUGUUUGCGUUUGGCAUCAUGAAGCCGUCUGCCACGGGCUUCACGUUAGAUAUGUGGUAUAUGUCGUACUGA